CUUCUGUGUGUCACGUGACUUUGUGUUGUGUUAUUUUCUUCGGGAGAUGUAAUCGACGCUAAGCUGGACAUGGCGAGAAACGAAGAGAAACAGCAGGGACGACUGAACAGACUUUGGCUGCAGAAGGAAAGACAUGAAGGGCGCCUUAACGAUGUCAAUGAGCGCCGGCCUAAACUGUCUUCUCUAAAUUCAGCCUCCUCUGUGAAAAAGUGGAUCCCCAGCAUCAACAAUGAAAUUGAGUAUUUUCUGCAGCAAUCCCAGCUGACUCAUUACCCAGAGAGGAAGAUCGAAGAGUUCCAGCUGCGCAUUGAAGCCUUACAACAGGAAUACAAACGCUUUAUUACCAAGCUACGCUCCCUGGACCCCUCCUGUAAGCAGAAACCUUGGACCCCCAGAGCCUACACUAAAAGGAGAGCUGACACCCAAAAUUCUCCAAGAGCAGGUAAAGUUGCUCGCCUCUGUGAACCAUGUGAUGCUCUUAAGCCACAGAGCCGAGACGGGAACAAGUCAGCCAGCAGUUUCUUAUCUGCUGAAGGAUCCCACAGCUUUUCUGAGAGCAGAUCACAAACACAAGCUCCCACCAGCCCUGUCUCACAAACCUCUGAGGUCGCCAGUUCAAUCCAAGACCAGCCCCUUACAUUUGACUGCAUUAGACUGGCGGUGGCUGCAGCUGCAUUUAGAGGACCAGCAGCUCAGCCGAGUUCUUCUCAAACACACAACCUCGCACAAUUGUUGCAAUCCGGCCUGCCAAACCUAAGCAGCACUUCUGGACAAAGCUUUUUAUUAAGUCCCGGAAACAAAGAAGACACACUAAGAACCACGCAGAAUUACGCUUUGGGAUACGGACGCACCCGGAAUACGGAGCUGGACGACGAAGCAGCAGAAGGAAAACUGGAGCAAGUAUCCAGCAGCACUAACAUGACAGAAAAAAGUAGUCAUGUUCUAGGACUGGACUGUUACUCUUCCUCUGAUGAAGACUAUAGCACAUAGUUGCAUCUCAAAAUAUGAAAACGGUUCAGUCUAAGUGGUUACUCAGCAAAGAUUUCCUGAUCCUUUAAAUGGGCUGUUUGUCUGGGUUAGUAGGUAUGCAGUCUUAUACCCCCCCUUAGACCAGCUCCGUAGCCUAGUGAUGGUGCCCACGCUGAGCCGGGGAGAUUGCGGGUUCAAAUCCACAGUUGGAUCAUACCACACUAAGAAUGGGAUCCACUUUAGAGACUGCAGCCCACUGGCCCCCCAGGAGAUUAGUCAAAGGCAGACAAGAAAUUUAACACACCCGUUAGUGUGACAACUUCAACCAUUAUGGGAAAGACUUGACAAUUCUCCAGAAGACAGUCACCCACACCUUUCUUCACGAGGAGGGCAAGCCACAAAAGGUUACCGUUAAACGAGGUGGUUCUUCACAGAGUGCUGCAUUCACCAGAAACAACAGCAACCGAUGGAGGGUUUUUAAGUUAAAUCAAUUGAAGAAUGUGGGGGAACAUCAGAGGAAGUGAGCUCUGAUUGGACUUGCAUCACUAGCCACUGCACACACGUUCAUACCAGACAUGGGCUUUAAAUGUCAUUUCUUGUGUCAAGCCAACCAGAGACAACUUCAAAAGUGUCUGACCUGAGUUCAGGAGAACAGGAGCUGUUGCUCUGUGGUUCAGAGCUCUCAAAAGAUGAAUGUAAAUGUUGCUGUUCAUUUCAUAUCUUGUGCCACUGUAUCUUCUAAAGUUCUGCAGGCGGAUCUGCUUCAUGCCACACUGCAUGAAGCACUGAACACUGAUUCUGAAUUCAUUCAAAUGAGCCCCAACUAAAUACCAAGUUCUGAGAAAAUAAAAAGCCUGAAGUCUGCACCAAAAACAUAUUUUUUUAUUGUUCUCGUUUGAUAUUCAAUUUUUCUAAGGGACUAAAUGUCAAGAUUUCUUUACAUUUAGCCAUAACCAACAUUUCCUUAAGAAAUAAAGCCUUUAAUUUUGGAA
This is a messenger RNA of Oryzias latipes (Japanese medaka), 1961 nucleotides long. RefSeq lists its product as uncharacterized. NCBI's taxonomy places the organism in Eukaryota, Metazoa, Chordata, Actinopteri, Beloniformes, Adrianichthyidae. The record is from RefSeq and is a predicted model, not a curated record. Gene Ontology annotation, biological process: generation of catalytic spliceosome for second transesterification step.